AUGGACACUUUAGACGUGCCUGGAAAGGUAAAUGCUCGAUGCUUGGACUAUUUGCUUAUGGAGAUGGUUUCGACGUCUAUAUCAAUCUCACACCAAAAAGGAGAUCCUGUGGAGAUCCCUGAUCCAACACGAACCAUCAACAUACUUGACCAAAACUUUAUAAAUAGUGAUGAUGUUACCUUGAGGAAUGAGAAUUAUGGCUUUCAGGUUGGGAUACGCCUUUCCGAACUCUUAUUGCAUAAGGCGCCUGCUUCAUCGCCCAAGAUAUCCAACAUAUUGGAUAUCAUGAAAUUUGUGUGUAGGGAUGUUUGGAGAUGUUUAUAUGGGAAGCAAAUGGAUAAUUUGAGAACAAAUCAUAGAGGUAUAUUUGUUCUUGUAGACAAUAAUUGUCGACUUAUCAGCUCAAUGAAUAGUGCCAAGGGGGUUCCAGACUCAAUUGCGCGGGCACGCACGUUUCUAUGGUUCCCCUGUGGUUUGAUCAGAGGGAUACUACAAAGCUUUGGCAUUGAAGCCUUGGUAACCGCAGAAAUUACUCUGUUUCCUGCAGUUACUUUCAAUAUUCAAACAUCUAUAAAUAAUUAA
Messenger RNA from [Candida] anglica, 582 nucleotides. NCBI's taxonomy places the organism in Eukaryota, Fungi, Ascomycota, Pichiomycetes, Serinales, Debaryomycetaceae. The record is from the annotation of a GenBank genome assembly.